AAAAAAAAAAAACUGAAGAAGCAAUUAUCAGCUGGGUUUGACGCAGUUUGCGCGUAAAUUUGCUGUAGCCCACUUUCCCCUGUUCUUCUUUUCAGAGUUGAGUUGAGACCCAAGUCUCAGAUCUAUCUCAAGUUUCCAGCUUUAUUCUUUCAGACAAGAUCAUUAAUUACAUUUACUACCCAGAAGAAUUAAGCUAAAAAAAUGGAGUUCCGUUUGUUUUCUACAAGUCCUUAUUGUUUCUUGAUGAUGAUGCUUCUCUUUGCCGCCACCUCUGCUUCUUAUGCUUCUACUUUCAUUUCAGAUUCUGUUUUGGAUGGUCAUGGUUCUACUGGCAGGAAUCUGCUACAAGCUAAGAAAGCCUGCCCAGUAAACUUUGAGUUCCAGAAUUAUACAGUCAUCACAAGCGAAUGUAAAGGGCCCAGGUACUCUCCUACACCCUGUUGUGAAGCAUUCAAGGAAUUUGCUUGCCCGUUUGCAGAAGUCUUGAAUGACUUGACAAAUGACUGCGCAUCAACCAUGUUUAGCUACAUUAAUCUGUACGGGAAGUACCCUCCUGGUCUUUUCGCUAGCCAAUGCCGAGAAGGAAAGGACGGGCUCGCAUGCCCUGCUCCACCGCCAUCGCAGUCGGCUGAUGAUAAAAAUGGUCAGGUUAUGCAGAAUCCAUCCCUACUGCUAUUGCUCACAUCUGGAAUCCUUACGGUGUUAGUUCACUUGUUUUGAAGGCUUAAAAUGUUGAUUCAAUUCUUUUAUACCAACAAUUAUUUAUUAAUCACGUAUGAAAGUAUUUUGUAUGCAUUCCGAUUAAAGCCAUUCCGCAGGCAUAUACUGAAAAAAUUAUCUAAUUUGUAAAUUGAUUUGUGAUUGACAUCAUUAUUUCUUGGAUAUAGUUUGUGUCAUGACACACAAGUUUAAA
Messenger RNA from Mercurialis annua (annual mercury), 913 nucleotides. RefSeq names its product GPI-anchored protein LLG1. NCBI's taxonomy places the organism in Eukaryota, Viridiplantae, Streptophyta, Magnoliopsida, Malpighiales, Euphorbiaceae. The transcript is spliced from 3 exons. The coding region runs from base 202 to 720 and encodes 172 amino acids. The record is from RefSeq and is a predicted model, not a curated record.